Molecule: messenger RNA, 2376 nt
Organism: Populus nigra (black poplar)
Lineage: Eukaryota; Viridiplantae; Streptophyta; Magnoliopsida; Malpighiales; Salicaceae
Exons: 2
Coding region: 1-2376 (791 amino acids)
Source: RefSeq, a predicted model, not a curated record
AUGGAAGAUGAAGCACGUGCUUACCGUGAGGCUCAUUUCCAAGAAGAGUUGGACUCUUUAAAGGACAGUGUGGCUCGCCUUACCAGCUUACUCGAGCAAGUACUAAGGAAUACCUCGGGUGAAGGUCCUUCAGCUAGGCCCGCUCCUCUCCCAACAAACCAACCUGAAGAGGUAAUGGGAGGACAUGCACAGGAGCCCCAACACAAUCCAGUUUUCAUGCAGUCGCCAACACCCGUACCACCUGUACCAACACCAGUACCAAUUGUCAUGGAUGCAUUCAUUAAUGAGUCCCACAAAACUAAGCCCUCUGAGGAUCUUGAUCAAGACAAGAUGGCAGCACUAGAGGCCAGGAUUAGUGCCAUUGAGGGAAUAGACUUAUAUGACCCUGUGCGAGCUGUAGAAAUGUGUUUAGUCCCUAAUGUGGUGGUACCAAAGAAAUUUCGAGUUCCGGAAUUUAUCAAAUACACCAGCACUCAAUGCCCUGUUACCCAUCUCAAAUCUUAUUGCAACAAAAUGGCAGAAGUAGUUCACGAUGAAAAACUACUAAUGCAUUUCUUCCAAGACAGCUUGAGUGGAGCGGCAUUGAGUUGGUAUAUGAGGUUAGAUAAUACCAGGAUCCAUACAUGGAAGGACCUCGUGGAUGCUUUCAUCAAGCAAUAUAAAUACAACAUGGAUAUUGCUCCUGACAGAACCAGUUUGUCUAACUUGGAGAAAGGAGAUAAAGAAAGCAAAAGAGAGUAUGCUCAAAGAUGGAGAGAUUUGGCAGCACAAGUCCACCCCCCUCUCUUGGAAAAGGAAAUGGUUGCUCUGUUUGCUAACACGCUAAAAACGCCAUACUAUGAACACGUGAUGGGUAGUUCGGCCCAACAAUUCACGGAUUCUGUGGCCGUGGCUGAACGAAUAGAACAAGGAGUAAAGAGUGGAAGAAUCCCUGCACCUUUGGAGAAAAAAGGUUUCGGAGCGAAGAAGAGAGAGAUCGACCAUGUCGAAAGUAGUUACAGAAGCAAGAAAGGGCCUUUCCAAACAUAUAGCCCUCAAUCCUCUUCACCCCAAGUUGCCAACACCAACUUCAACUUUCCAAGUCCAGCCAGAAAACUUGAACCCCAAAGCCACCAAGUAAAAAACCAAGCUGAAAGUUUCCCCAAAAGAAACUACCGAAAAACCUCAGAACAAUUGCCUCCAUUACCGUUACCCCUAAAUGAGAUGUACCAAAAGCUGCUAAGUAUUGGGCAGGUAGUCCCUGUGCCUUUGGUACCCCUCCAACCACCUUACCCCAGCUGGUAUAAGCCGGAUCUCACUUGCGAAUACCAUGCCGGUAUAGCUGGACACAACAUCCAUACUUGCAAUGCCUUUAGGAGAAAACUUCUGCAACUGAUCAAAGCAGGAUGGAUAGCAUUUGAAGAUGCCCCUAAUGUCAAUGCAAACCCUCUACCCAAUCAUGCUUCGGGUAGUGGGUCUGUAAACAUGUUAGAAGAGGGACACUUAAAAAUCUUAAAGGUGUCAAUGGAUAGGAUCUACCAAAUGAUGGUAGAUGCAAGGUAUGAAGAGGGUAGCGAGAAAUGUUGUGAACUUCAUAAUGAAAAAGGCCACGUGAUCAGCCAUUGCGAGGGCUUUCAUAAAAAAGUGAUGCAAAUGAUGAGUCGAGGGAUGCUGCGAAUUGAGAAAGCAACGAAUAAAGAGGUGUUCAUGAUGGAGGCACCAAAGAAAGAGGUGUGUCGAGUGCAAUUCACUACCGGAAAGCCACCCAGAUUGGUCUUGUCCAAACCAGUAGUGGAACAUAAAGGGAACUAUAGUGCUUUACCUCACGACUAUGGGUACUCUUUCAAAAGCACUCCACAACCGCCUAUCUUUCAAGCAGAAAUUGGGGGUUUGACCCGUAGUGGCAGAUGUUUCACCCCAGAAGAGUUAGAAAAACAAAGAAAAGUUAAAGGAAAAGAAGGGGCUGACCUCAAGAAAACACCAGCCAGAAUAUCGUUAUUUUCUCUGAUUCUAAGCUCUGAGCCACAUAGAAAGGCUUUACAAAAAGUACUGAAUGAAGCAUAUGUUCCUCAAGACAUCAAUCAAGAAACCAUGGAACAUUUAGUGGGAAGAAUCCAAGCCUCAAAUUAUAUAUACUUCACUGAAGAUGAAUUGAGUCCUGAUGGUACUGAGCACAACAAGCCGUUAUACAUUACGGUGCGUUGCAAGGAUAUUCUGAUCGGAAAGGUGCUCAUUGAUAAUGGUUCUGCAUUGAACGUGCUACCAAUGCAUAUGUUGAAAGAAAUGCCUGUCAAUGAGUCACACAUGAAGCCUAGCACCUUGAUGGCGAGAGCAUAUGAUGGUUCGCCAAGGCCGAUCAUUGGGACCCUAGAAGUAGAGCUAUAUGUGGGACCAUAG